UCGACUAAUUAAAAUGUUGAAAUGCUGAUGGUACACACUGAAGGGGGCUGUAAACACGAUCGUCCGAUACAAAGAGAACGAACGGGAGGAGGCCAAUUUCGCCUUUCACUUAGGUUCAACUAACACUUUUAAGUAAAUAUUAAAUACACCCCAGAAUGCUUUAUACCCUCCUUUCGUCCUUCUCGCGAUUUAUCACUUCGAAAUCGAAAAUGGUCAAGUACUUGGGCCAAGAGGAGGCGAUAAACAUCGAUGUGGAACUGUUCAACGAAUAUAAAUAUUCGGUGGACCAGCUGAUGGAAUUGGCCGGUUUGAGUUGUGCCACCGCAAUAGCCAAAACUUACACGCACGACAAGCUGUGCGACAAACUAAUCUUGAUAUGCUGCGGCCCGGGCAAUAACGGAGGAGACGGAUUGGUGUGCGCCCGACAUUUGAAACUAUUCAACUAUCAACCCGUCUUAUAUUACCCGAAAAAGACGGACAAGCCUCUGUACCACAACUUAACACACCAGUGCGUGGCCAUGAAUAUACCUUUUAUAGAAAAAUUGCCGAGUGACUGCGAAAUUACGUCCAAAUACGGCUUGGUUGUGGAUGCACUGUUCGGGUUUAGUUUUAAACCUCCAGUACGACCAGAUUUUGUACCAGUCAUAGAACUGUUAAAGUCUACCAAAGUUCCAGUUGCAAGUAUUGACAUUCCAAGUGGCUGGAACGUGGAACAAGGUGAGCCGGAAGACGGCGGCAUAAAGCCAGAAAUGCUCAUUUCCCUCACGGCUCCCAAAUUGUGUGCGAAACAGUUUACAGGCAAAUAUCAUUAUUUGGGGGGCAGAUUUGUGCCGCCAAAGCUACAGGAAAAGUACGAAUUGAACUUACCUGAAUACCCUGGAACUGAUUGUUGUUUGUUGCUUAAAUAAUUGUUUUUAUUGUUUAGAAAGAUUUAUUUUUGUUAAUUUUUUUGAAAAAAUAAAUUGCUGAACAUAAA
Aethina tumida (small hive beetle) is the source of this 976-nucleotide messenger RNA. Its product is annotated as NAD(P)H-hydrate epimerase. Lineage: Eukaryota; Metazoa; Arthropoda; Insecta; Coleoptera; Nitidulidae. The record is from RefSeq and is a predicted model, not a curated record. Gene Ontology annotation, cellular component: mitochondrion. Bases 156 to 908 code for a protein of 250 amino acids. The transcript is spliced from 4 exons. Gene Ontology annotation, molecular function: NAD(P)HX epimerase activity.